Messenger RNA from Cetraspora pellucida, 2712 nucleotides. Lineage: Eukaryota; Fungi; Glomeromycota; Glomeromycetes; Diversisporales; Gigasporaceae. The record is from the annotation of a GenBank genome assembly.
GGGAAGGACACUAAUGUAUCUGGUGAUGAUUCUUUAACGUCAAACAUACAGGAACUUAGAAAAAAGGCCGAAGAGCUCAGAAAACAAGAAUACAAAGAGAUUCUCGAUAGCCGCGAAUCCGUAUUGAAGGAAUUGUUCUAUAUGAUAAGUAAAUCUGAUAAAUCUGAUUACAUGACAGAGAUAGACGUUUCCAAAGUCGAUCAAACAAAAUUGCAAGAAUUUUUGCACAAACACCAGCUACCUGAAAAUAUGGAUGCACUGAAAAGCACGCAACCCAUUUUCAAAACUGCUAGUCAAAGUGACACAUUUUUAACAAACAAAUCCCAAGUAUCACAAACAUAUCAACCGAAUAAUCAACCGAAUAUUCAGUCACAAAACCAAAACGACCAAACAACGCAAGUGAGGAAACAAAAACGAGUUCCACUACCUCCCGUUGAACGUAUGAUAACUCGCGCUGCCAGUGGUGCGAUUAAUCCAAAAAGUGUCGACGAAAUUCUAAAAGACGCGGAGAGACACUCUUCCAUUGGCUCCUCCGUUACUUCAACUUCGCCAACGACUGCAACUAUCUUUAAACUUCCCACCACCAAACUUACUAUUCCACAAAAGAAACAAGCGCCCCAGCGAGUUUCUACUGUUUUGCCUAGGAACGGGGAAGCGAGACCAAUGGUUGCUGCAUCGAUGGGUCGAGGAUUGGAACAUAAUCAAGCUCGAUCAUUUGAUCGAGAAACGCUUAUCUCAAAUUAUAGUAAUCAACCACUAUACAAAUUACUUCAGAGUCCAAAGAAAGCCUUAAUAACUGAAAAUUGGACGGUUGCACGUGAAGAAAUUGAAAAUAUUAGAGUGUUAGAACGCAUUGAUCAAUUAAAACAUAAUGGAAUGUGGAGUUUUCAGCAAAUUGAGUCAUUUAGAGAUCCACCGAGAAAUUACACUCACUGGGAUUAUUUACUUGAUGAAAUGUCGUGGAUGCAGAAAGACUUUAAAAAAGAACGAAAGUGGAAAAUUGCUGCAGCAUUCCAUGUGAGUCGUUGGGUGAAGGCGUGGUUUCAAGCUGAAAAUAAAGCGGAUGUAUGCGUUAAUAGUCGAAUACCUGGUAGAAAUACACCCACACAUCAAAUUAAUAUACAUGAAAGUCAAGAGGAAGCAUAUUCGAGCACCACGUCUGAUGGUGAAAUAACUAAUAUAAAACCCGAGCCUGAUGACGGAGUACAAGAUUUGAAUGAUCUUCCAGUAAAUCAAUCAAUGCUGUCUGAUGAAGUAAUGAUUGAUGUCGAGUCGGUCGAUGAUGACACAUCAACAAGGCCUGAUGCCAACCAAGCUAAUAUAAAAAGCAAUGAUUCUAUAAUAAUGCCACCCCCUAUAUCGCCUAGCGUUUUACUGACUUUGCGGCAAAGAGUUAUCAAUUUACCAGCAGAUGCAUUUUUAUGUUGUUUAGAUGGACCAGAUGGUCAAGUCUAUGAUGUGGAUUCAAUAUUUCCAGAUCUACCCCCAUAUGAACCACGGCCUUCUGAUAAAGAUGUUUACUACGAUAACAUUCAUUGUAACCGCAUUAUACCAAUUUCGAAACACAUGCACCGUCGGCCAAAGAGUGAGAAAGCUGCAAGAAAAAGAGCUAUUAAAAAAAUGAGAAUAGAGAAUGAUUGUGCAGACGUUGUUGACAAGGCGACUAGUUCAAUGUUGUUGUUUGCACCACGACAACCUUAUGAGCAGCAGCCUAAAAUUCAUGUCAAAGCACCACGACCUGAUCAAGAACCAUCUUACGCAUGGUAUCCAGAAGAUGAUGAAUUGUUAAUGUCUUUAGCGAAGCAGUACCAAUACAAUUGGGACUUGAUUGCUGAUACAUGGAAUUCCCUUCGUGGUAUUCUUACUGGUUAUCCAAGGACUCCUUGGGCUUGCUUUAAUCGUUGGACGCAAAAAGAUGAUAUGUCUCAGUUUGAUUGUCAAGAAUGGACUGAGGAAUCUAAUAGUAUAUUAACUCCUGAUGGCAAUGAUGAAACUUCUUCAUCGAUAGCUGGUCUUUCCACAAUACCCAGUAGGCCAAAAAGAGAUAUACCGAAAAAAAUACCAAGACAGGAAAUUAUGAAGCAGCGUCGAAAUUCUAAUUUGAUGGAAGCUAUGAGGAAGUCAGCAAAGAAACGACAGGAUGCGGCUAUGAAACAAGGACAAAUUAAGAAAACUAUAGAUCAGUCUAUUCCAUUCGGGAAUAAAGUUCUGUCUCCAAUCGAAUUAAGUAGAAUAAAAUCAGAGCACGAACGUCAAGCACAAGCAGCUUUACUAGAACAACGACAAGCUGCAGCACUUGCAUAUCAAGCACAUGUACGGCCUAUGAUAAUGCGACCACAGGCUCCUGCUGGGAUGCCUUAUAAUAGGCCACACGUUCCUGCAAAUCAUAUUCAAGCUUUGGUUAUGCAUCAACAACGCGCUGCCAUGGCGCAACAACGUAUGCCUACUCAACCGAUAACACAGGCCGCUGCUAUGGUUCAAGCGCAAUCGAUUCAUGUGCAACAUUAUUACAAUCAGCACCUUCGGGCUCAACAAGUUCAAGCACAUCGCGCUGCACAAGCCAUGUUGCAGCAAAGUACUCAUACACCAGGGCUCCCAAGCCAGUCUCUUCCAUCACAACAACUCGGACAACAGUCUCCAUCCCAACCACCGCAACAACCGGCACCUCAAUCGCAAGUUACGCAGCCAUCACAACAAGCUACACAACAGUAA